Molecule: messenger RNA, 3884 nt
Organism: Prunus mume (Japanese apricot)
Lineage: Eukaryota; Viridiplantae; Streptophyta; Magnoliopsida; Rosales; Rosaceae
Source: RefSeq, a predicted model, not a curated record
UCUGUUGCUUGCACACCUUUUUGGUUAUCUCGCCAUCAACCGAUCAUCUUCCACUCCUUCUUCAAUGGCCACUCUAUUGGCCUCAUAUAGUUCUUCUUCUUCUUUGUAUUCUCCUUCUCGGAACCCUAUAUGGACAUACGAUGUCUUCCUCAAUUUCAGAGGUCAGGACACUCGCAAGAAUUUUGUAGACCAUUUACAUACUGCUUUGGAUCAGAAAGGUAUUUUCGCAUUUAGGGAUGUAGAAUCUAACUGGGGACAAAGCAUCCCGAUAAAAAUCUUGGAAGCAAUUGAAGAAUCAAGAUGUGCAGUUGUCAUUUUUUCAAGAAAUUACGCCGAUUCGACAUGGUGCUUAGACGAGCUUAGCAAGAUUGUAGAAUGUAAGAAAGGGAGGAGUGGACUUAUGGUACUCCCAGUCUUUUAUGAUGUGGAUCCAUCGGACGUACGCAGACAACAAGGGAGUUUCAAGCGGGCUUUCGAUAGGCACGAAGAUCGCUUUGGAGACCCAGAGAGGGUGCAAAGGUGGAGAGCUGCACUUACAGAAGUAGCUAAUCUCUCCGGAUGGAAUUUGCGAGAUGGAUGUGAACCUGAAGUUAUUCAACAUAUUGUAGAAAGGAUUGCCAAACUUAAUCAAACAACCACUAAUGUAUCCAAGGCUUUAGUUGGAAUGGAUUCUCGUUUGGAAAAAGUGCUUUCAUACUUGGACUUUGGAUUGCGUAAAGAUGUUCGUAGCAUAGGGAUAUGGGGGAUGGCAGGAAUAGGCAAGACAACUCUUGCACAAGUGGUGUUUGAUACUAUACGUGAUAGGUUUGAAGCUUGCAGCUUUCUUAACAAUGUUCGAGAGGUAACUGAAAAGCAAGGUCUAGUUCGUUUACAAGAAAAACUUCUUUUGGACUUGCUGCAAAGUAAUGUAAAUAUACGGAAUACUGAUAUGGGAAAAAACGUAAUAAGGCUUAGACUACGUGCUAAAAUGGUUCUUAUCAUUCUUGAUGACGUGGAUCAGUUAGAAGAAUUGGAAGCAUUGUGUGAUCAUAGUUGGUUUGGUUUGGGGAGUAGAAUCAUCAUAACAUCACGAGAUAAGCAUGUGCUAAGAACAUUUGGAGUGGACAAAAUACAUGACGUUGAGGUAUUAACUGAUGAUGAAGCUCUUAAGCUCUUUAGCUGGAAAGCAUUCAAGAAUUACCAGGUUAAAGAAGAGUAUCUCGAACUAUCCAAGAAUGUUCUAAAAUAUGCCAAUGGCCUUCCAUUAGCUCUUGAGAUUUUGGGUUCGUUCCUUUGUAUGAAAAGUGUACAUGAAUGGACAACUGUAUUGGAUAAGCUGAUUAAAGAAGGAGAUCCUGACAGAAGAAUUGUUGCUGUGAUUAAAAUCAGUUUUGAUGGGUUAAUAGAAUCAGAAAAGAAAAUAUUUUUGGACAUUGCAUGCUUCUUUAAAGGAGAAGACAUAGAUCGUGUGACAAGAAUACUGGAAAGUUGUGGUUACUAUCCAGACAUUGGUAUACAAGUUCUGAUUGAAAAAGCUCUAGUAACUGUCUCGAAAGGAAAAUUGUGGAUGCAUGAUUUGGUACAAGAAUUGGGUUGGGAUAUUGUUCGUCGAGAAUGCCGUGAGGAGCCUGGCAGACGUAGCCGGUUGUGGCUUUCAGAGGAUAUCAUUCCUGUACUUGUAAAUAAUGAGGUAACAGAUGCAGUUGAAGGCAUAGCCUUAGACUCGCCUAAAUUAGAAGAGGCAUGGUGCGACUCAGAGGCCUUCUCGAAAAUGCAUAAUCUUCGGUUUCUGCAAAUUCGUAAUGUGCGUAUGACUGAAGGCCCCAAAUUUCUUUCUAAUGCCUUGGUAUUUCUCGAAUGGAGUGAGUACCCUACAAAGUUUCUCCCUCAAAGUUUUCAACCUAUGAAGCUUUGUGAACUUAACUUGUGCUAUAGCAGCAUUGAACAACUUUGGAACGGAGAAACGUGCUUGGAGAAGCUGAGAUUUAUCAAUGUUAGCUGGUCCCAGAACCUGACCAGGACCCCAGAUUUUACAGGUACUCCAAAUCUUCAGAGUAUAAUUCUUGAAGGUUGUACAAAUUUAGUGGUGAUCCAUCCCUCUAUUGCUGGGCUGAAAAGGCUUAAAGUCUUGAACCUUAAAGGUUGCAGAAGUCUUAAAAGUCUUCCAAAUAAGAUUGAAAUGGAAUGCCUUGAAAUUCUUAUUCUUUCUAGCUGCUUAAGCAUUAAGAAAAUUCCAGAAUUUGUGGAGCCUAUGGAACACUUGUUGGAACUUUCUUUAGAGGAGACUGCUAUAGAAAAAUUACCUUCAUCAAUUGAACAUCUCAUUGGCCUUACUUUAUUAAAUCUAAGAAAUUGCAAAUAUCUUGAGCGUCUCCCACGCAACAUUUGCAAUUUGAAGUCCCUCAAAAGUCUCAACAUUUGUGGCUGCUUAAAACUUAAAGAACUGCCAGAAAGCUUGGGACAGCUUGAUUGUUUGGAGGAACUUGAUGUGAGCGGUACCUCCAUAAGCACACUACCAUCCUCCACUUUUCUUAUGGAAAAUCUUAAAAUGUUAUCUCUGCAUGGAUGUAAAGGGCUGCCACUUGAGUCAGAAAAUAUUCCCCUUAACGAUCUAUCGAUGUCCAGAAACCGGACAUGUUUAGUGGGUUUGCAGUUUCCAAUUUCUACUUCUGGUUUGUCUUCUUUAACAGAACUGAACCUCAGUGACUGUAAUCUUCAGGAGGGAACCAUAACGGAAAAUCUUGGCUGCUUAUUCUCGUUGGUAUCUCUAAAUCUAAGUAAAAACAAUUUUCUUAGUCUUCCCAAAAGCAUUAGCCAUCUUUCUAAGCUUCACAACUUGAAUUUGGAAAGUUGUAAGCUUCUUCAGCAAAUGCCGGACCUUUCACCAAAAGUGGACUUGGGUGUUGGCUCAGAAGGGAGUAAUUCACUAGAAAGGCUGUCAUCAUGUUUCAAUUAUAUUAAUUGCUUCGAAUUGGUUAAAAAUCAAGGCUGCAACAAUAUAGCAAUUGCACUGUUAAGGAGAUUCAUUCAGGUGCUCUCUCUCUCUCUCUCUCUAGAUCUCUUUCUCAGACACACAAAUGAGCAAUUGUUUACUUCACAGUUUUCUUUGCUGCAGGGAACCCCUUAUCCAGUAAACAGAUUUGAAACUAUAAUUCCUGGCAGUGAAAUUUCUGAGUGGUUCAUUGAUCGAAGUGCGAGGUCUGUAGUAAGCAUGGACCUACGUGAGGAUUGGUGUAAGAAAAACUGGCAAGGAUAUGUUUUGUGUGCUGUUUUUGGUCUUGGUCGACGUCUACCUGCGGGUAACUUGCUUGGUAAAUGGAAGUACGAGCAAGAAACCUGUAGCACUGCACAUGGCCUUCGUUGUGAAGUGAACCCCAACAAUUUGGGUUUAAGUGGAUGGUGUCCUUUCUUUGGCUGCAGCCAGGAAUUAGGCCGAAUUGAGUCGGAUCACAUUUGGCUAUCCUUUGUAGGCUGCGAACAUUUCGGAACUGCAUGGCAAGACAGCUGUCGUCGGCUUGAGUUUUUGUUUAAAACCUUAGGCCCUAGCUUGGAGGUGAAGAAAUGUGGAGUCCGUUUGAUAUAUGAGCAAGAAAUGGGUUUAUCCUCUAAACCCUGAACCCCUGUAUUAUCCUAUAGGCAUCCUCCCCUCCUACCAUGAUUACCUGUACAAGGAGCAGUUGUCAACCAAUUUCUCUCCAGAGAAGUGCCAUCAGAUAUGAAAUUAUGAAUGCAUAUACGAAUCAUUUAUUCCUUUACAAGGGAGAUGCAAAAUAUUAAAUUUGAAUUUGAUAGCUUGUGAUAAUUUGACAGGAAUUUGGUGGCUUUAACCUCGGCGCCCAUGCAUAUGGGUAAAACAGCCUGUUUUUGAAAAGCUUGGUUAAAUGAGCUCGAUAAAUAUUCUUAUU